AACGUCCGGUAGCAUACAUGUAACAAUUAUUUGAUUUAGUGGGUAAAGUAUAAAAGUUAAAUUAACAAUUUCUAGGUAGGUCAUUGUUUAUUAUUUAACAAAGGGUGAAGGAAAUCAUACUGGAAGGUGAAAAUUAAAAAAUUAAUGUGAAAAUACAAAUUACGUUGUACAAUUUCUAAAAGAAAAGAGAUAUCGUCACGGUCAGAUCAAAAUAUCGGCCCGAUUUAUACUAUCGGCCAAGUCAGUCAAAUAACGGGUACGUUUUCGUUAGAGAUAAAUACCGCGGUUAAUUGACUGAACCAUGACUUAACUAUAAAAUGUGUGCUAUAAUAUUUUAUUUGACCGACCGUCACUCGAUCGAUUAUAUAAAUCGAACUUGAAGUAAGUAUUAAGGCUCGAUUCAUACUGUCGGUUAAGUCACGGUCAGAUCAAAAUAUCAGUCCGAUUUAUACUAUCGGUCAAGUCACAGUUAAGUCACGGCACGGGUAUCGUUAGAGAUAAAUACCGUUGUUAAUUUUCUAGACCAUGACUUGACUAUCAAAUGUGUGCCGUAACUUGACCGAUGUUAUAAAUCGGGCUUAACGUGAGCAUUAAGGCCCGAUUAUCGUUAAUGUCGGUUAAGUCAUAGUCAGAUCAAAAUAUCAGCCCGAUUUAUACUAUCGGUCAAGUGACGGUUCGGUUAUAGUUAAGUAACAAAUUAACUUCCUACGUCCAUAGGGGUGGGGGGCGUGAAUGCCUUAACACCCUCCCAGUGGUUACGCCACUGUACGAUAUUUGCAAUGUAUCUGUUACUGACUGCUCAAUGCUGCUCAGGUUGCUGAUAACAUUGAGACCUGACGCGAGUUCAGGUAGCAAUACAAUACCUGUAAUAAUAGUAAUGCAAACAAUGGUAAUAUUAUUAAGAGGAGAAAAAUUCUACUCCAUCAACGCUUGCGCCCAAUGACUGAACAACAAUCGACAGUUGUUGUUCAGAAGAAGCGAAAUGCAGAUGGUCGUUACUGCUUCAAGUUCGGUCUCGGUUCCCCGUGUUCUUUUUAUCUUAAAUUCGUGGGACGUGUUUUAGGUUAAAGCAGGUAUAAUAGGUACAUAAUAAUACCCUUUUGGACACUUUCACUCGGGUACGUCAUUAUGCAGUCAUCUAAUGCAGAUAACAAAAUAGAACACUGAUACCGUAGAAACGAUAAGAUAAAAGCGCCGUACCAUUCUGAAUACAAAAAAAAUGCCAACGCAAUUUUUUGGUUCGUGUUAUUUUUAAUUAUUUAAAUAAAAACAAUGAGUAAAGUACCGACUGAGUGCUUAUAUACAAUUAUAGAUUAAUGUGAUUCGUGUUUUUAAAACUGUGAUUUAUGCGAGAUGGAGCCGGAAGACAACAUAUCGGUUAGGGUGGCUGUAAGAAUUAGACCCCAAAUACCUAGGGAAAUUAUUGAAAUGUGCAAUGUUUGCACCAGUGUUACCCCUGGAGAACCCCAAAUAUUUCUGGGAUCUGAUAGAGCAUUUACAUAUGAUUAUGUUUUUGACAUGGAAGAUUCUCAAGAAACAGUUUACAACACCUGCGUUGCAUCUCUAGUGGAAUCUGCUUUGGAGGGGUAUAAUGCAACAGUAUUAGCAUAUGGACAAACAGGGUCAGGUAAAACGUAUACCAUGGGUACAGGUUUCGAUAUCGACUUAAAUGCUAGUCAGGUGGGAAUUAUCCCGAGGGCAGUCGAACAUCUCUUUCAUGGGAUUGAUUCGAAAAUUAAAACAGCCAGAGAAAAUGGUAUGGUUGCACCGGAGUUUCAAAUUAUGGUUCAGUUUAUGGAAUUAUAUAAUGAAGAGGUCAUUGACCUUUUUAAUCCAAUAUUUAAUAAGGAAAAACUGUAUAAAAUUCAUGAAGAUCCGUUCACGGGGAUACAAGUUAAAGGGAUAAUGUUAAAGACUGUAAUGUCUGCGGAAGCGACGUUACAGUGCCUCCGAAUGGGGGCUCUAUCUCGAACAACAGCUAGUACCCAAAUGAACACACAUUCUAGUCGUUCUCACGCAAUUUUUACAGUCCAUGUAAAACAGCAACGCUUAGUACCUUCUGAUGAUGGUAGUAAUGAAGUAGAAACGUUGACAUCGAAGUUCCAUUUCGUAGAUUUAGCUGGUUCCGAACGAUUAAAAAGAACAGGAGCAACAGGAAACCGAGCCAAGGAAGGUAUUUCCAUUAACUGUGGCUUAUUAGCUUUAGGAAAUGUAAUAUCUGCUUUGGGUGACCCAAGCAGAAAAGCCCUCCACAUACCUUACAGGGAUUCCAAAUUAACCCGAUUACUCCAGGAUAGCUUAGGAGGUAAUAGUAAAACUGUUAUGAUUGCUUGUAUAAGUCCUAGCGACAGGGACUUUAUGGAAACUUUAAAUACGUUAAAAUAUGCUAAUAGGGCUAGAAAUAUUAAAAAUAAAGUAUUAAUUAAUCAGAGCAAAAGCUCCAGAACUAUCGCACAACUAAGACAACAAAUUGCCCAACUUCAAUUGGAACUUAUGGAAUAUAAGCAAGGUAAACGCAUUAUCGGACAAGAUGGAAACGAAAUAGUUAACGAUAUGUUCUACGAAAACAAUAUGCUACAAAAUGAGCUAAACAAUCUAAGAACUCGAGUAAAGGCUAUGCAAGAAACUGUAGAAAAUCUCUCCGCUAGAAAUGCAGCAUUAUUAACUGAGAAGGCAGCGAAAAAUUGGAUAGGAACUGGAACUGACAGUCAAGUAGCUGACAUGAUUCAAGGCUACUUACAAGAAAUUGAAGAACUGCAAGCAAAACUCAUGGAGUCCAACAGCACUUGCGAAUUGUUACGAAAACAACUUGCCAAAUAUCAAUCCACAAGUAUGUACAACAAAUUGAGCAUGGAUAUGUCACUUGGAGAUAUCUCAUUAGUGCUCGAAGAAGCUAAAAAAGAACUUAAACUUCAGAAAGAGUCUUUGAUAAAAAGCAAAAGUCACAGUAUGUCGGAAGUGGAUUCCGACAGCAGUACCGAUGUAGAUUUUGAAAGUGAUAACGAAUCGAAAGACAUUGACGCCGAUUUAAAACAAGAAUUACUUAAUAUAACAACUGAUAUUGACAUGAAGCAAAAACUUAUUGACGAAUUGGAACUCUCUCAGCGUCGCAUGCAAACUAUGAAACAACACUACGAGGAAAAGCUGUUACAACUUCAGUCUAGAAUUAAAAGUACACAAGAAGAAAGAGAUAAAAUGCUACAGUCCUAUUCAGUAAAAUCUGAUAAUGACGACAACGUCAAAAAAGUGAAAGAAGAAUACAGCAGAAAAAUAUCAGAAAUGCAAAAAGAGCUUAAAAAAUUGCAAGCAGCGCAGAAAGAACAUGCGCGAUUGUUGAGGAAUCAAAAUGAACAGAAAAACAAACUGCAAUUGUUAAAAAACGAACUCACCGAUAUGAAAAGGGCUAAAGUUAAACUUAUUAAUAAAAUGAAAGAAGAAUCUCAGAGACAUAAGGAGGCAGAAAGAAACCAAAUAAGAGAAAUUGCUCAGUUAAGAAAGGAGUCUAGAAAAAAGGCCAGUCUUCUUAGAGCUAUGGAAGCAGAAUGUAAAAUAAAGGAACAAGUUUUGAAACGUAAGCAAGAGGAAGUAUCCCUCUUAAGAAAGAAUCAGAUGCGAGGCCUUAGUGCUAAAGCAGCAGGUAGAAUAAAAAAUGAAUUUUCGGAAAAAGCAGUAAAACGUAAAUGGUCGCAAAUUGAAAAAGCAAUAAACAAUAUUGCAAUGAACAGAAGUGGCUUAGUGCAACAAGAAGUUCGCAUGGAACAUUUCUUAGAAAAACGGGAAGCCCUGGGUCGUGAGCUGGAGAUUCUGCAUCAUCGCAGAAAGCAAGCACUUGCUAAAAGCCAGGACACAACACAGCUAGAAAGCCUUAUAGAAGACGUGGAAGAAAAUAUAAAAUACGUUCAGGAAACUAUAGCAGAAGCGCAACAAAAUGUAAUGGAAAUCGAAGAAACACAAGACGAAAGCGAAGAGAACAAUAUACAAAAAAUUAUAACAUCUCUACAAGAUGUAAACGAAGCUAAAUAUCUAAUUCAGAAACUUUACGGUAUGACUCUUAAUCACAGUCACUUGGUAGCUCAAAGAGAGGCGAAACUGAAGGAAAACGAAGCAACUCUAGAAGAGCUUAAACAAGAAAACGCUGUUAAGGGUCAACUGCUAGAUCAUAUUCUUCACACUGAGUAUCCAGUAUUUAAUAGAGAAAUUGCCCCUCUCAGUACUUCCAGUAAUACUAAUGAAACAAGUUCAAACAAUACUAGCAGAUCUACGUCACCCAUACCUUUAGCUGUUCCAGAAAAUAAGUCAAAAAUCAGAAAGAGAACAGCAGACCCUUCGGAGCUACUUUUUGGAUUGAAAUCAGAAACAAAUAUUAUGACCAAGUCAGAGAACGGUAACCAUUUACAGCUAGAGCAGCCUUUAAAGCGGAUACCGAGUUCUCCGGGGAUUUUAAAGGACGAGCGAUUAUGAAAGUUCGUGACCUGCAACCCACGAGGGAAAUACAAAAGCAAUAUCCCAGUUUACCUCCGGAGACAUUCAAGCAAAGCAAUGGAUUUAUUCAGAAACCCCUUUCCUCUUUUAACUUACACAAAGAGGUUGUCCUAAUAAUAAUAAUAGCCACACUGUUUCUUUUCAUUUUCUGGUGGAUUAAAGGUCUGGGCUUCUUGAUAGUAUAUGACAAUACCAGUUAAAUUAUACAUCGACAGUUGUUUAUAAAUAACGGGAGGAAUGUUUAAACAAAAAGUCAAUCUCGUCAGUCAUUAAAUUAGGAGGGCAUGGAAGGUGAGAUCAGGAAUAGACAAGUCUCGUAUGUACAUUCUAACAUCUAACACGUUAAGGUGCUACUUGUUGCGAAUUUUGCAGCUAAUGUAAAACAUAAAAUUAAUAUCCAGUCUUGCUUAUGUACCUUAUAGUUCAGUGAUAACGAUUUUACAAAACAUACUUAAAUUCCUCAAAUAAGAACGGUGUAAAAUACAUUAAGAAAUUUUUUCUUUUAGCAGCAGUUAAAAACUAUUAAUUUAAUUUCUAACCGACUACAGAUUACAUCAAGUUAAUACGGAAAAAUGCUCCUGCUAUCACGCCCUCGCCGGGAAUCGAGCUCAGGUCCUUGGUUUAACGCUCCAAUGCUCUGAACACUAAGCUACUGCUGUCGCUCUCGUUGCCUAUUGGUUAGAGUAUUGAUGCGUUAAACGAAGAACCCGGGUGAGGUCGUGACAACAAUUUUUCCUCAUUUACUGGAGGAGAAAUUAAAUUAAUUUUACAUUAAUAUUUAGAAAUUAUUGUAAAAUGUGUAUCUUGCAAUUUGAAAAUUUUCAAAUGCCUAUAAACAUCUACUUGUAUCUAUACAACUUAGGUCUUUGAUUAUCAAAGCUUCAUUUAGAUAAAACUAUUUGCGUAAGUUAAAAAAUUAUAAAACUUACAAACCGACACAAAAUAAUAGGUGGAAUAGAAGAUAUGAAGUUACGUAUUUUAAGUAGGUAUACAGCUAAAAAUGUGAAUUAUUGAGGCCUUUAAAUUAUUAACCCACAUGUAUUACGCAUUAGCAAAAUUUAAACUACUUGUUCACGACAUAGCGACCGUGGAUAGCAGCGUAGAGGCUAGUUUAUUCAACUAAUAAAAUUACCUAUUUUAUAUAUGUAGGUUGCAAAAUUUGUAUCAACAAAUAUUAUAACACAUUUAUGUAUUAAGCCGAUUUAAGUUUAUAGCGUAUAUAUAAAGCCAGUAUUUUAUACUACAGUAGUCAAACCUAAAAGGGUCGAGCGCAGAAAUAGGUAGGUAGUGUGCCACCACAUCUUUCUUUCUCUGAAGUUUUUGUGUUUAUAAAUAACGAAAGAAAUGUAUAGAGAUAGAAAGGAAAGCAAAUCAAGCCACGCUAGAGAGAGAAAGGAUGUAGUGGCACACACAGCCUAUCCUUAUUUGUGUUAGAUCAUGCUGCUGUAGUUUCAGAUGCUGCCUUCAUGUAUAUACUCUAAAGUCUUAAUAGUUUCCAUUUUCAUCCUUAGCAUCUUUAUAUUUCAUUUAAAUAAUUUUGUUCAUUGAAGUGUUUUCAUCUAUUUAUUUAAUUUAUUUUUGCUCUAUUUUUAAUUUAUUGGAUCAGUUUUUAUUUGGUGAAAGUUCAUUAUGAAUAGAAGGAACAAGUAAAUGUUAAUUAACAUCUUACUGAAUUUUAUUUAAACUGCGACAAUUGUAACAUUUCCAAUAAUAUUGUAAACUUGAAAAAGAAGUGUAGAAGAAGAAACAAAUGUUGCAGUUUAAUAAAAUACACUUGACAGUUUUAUCAUUUAUUUAUCGCUUGUGUUUAUUAUAGUAAUUCUGUAUCAAAUUUCUGAAGACUGUUAUUCUAUUUUGAUCAUUCCAAUUAUUCAAAUUAAGAGAAAAAAAAACUUAAUAUGAUACACAGUAUGUGUUAGGUAUCUGGUGGUUAUUCAGUAAAUAAUAAGUGUAUUUUUUAAAAAAUGUACUUAAUAGAAACUUGUGAUUAGAAGAGACUGCAUGAUUAAUCUUGUUAGAAGUUACAUAUUUUAAUUUAUUUAAAAGCAAACUGCAAAAUUAUUGACCAACUCAACGAUAAAUUUAUGCAUUUAAUGAUGUUACAUUUUCAGUAUACUAUAUUAUUACGUUCAUUAUUCUUGCCAGACGAGGUAGUUUUAAUUAACUUCUUGUGGUUUUCAUUCUUAAUUUAGUGAUGGUUUCCUAUUUAAUUAAAAAUAAUCGCAAAAGUAUAUAUCUAACUAAAUAAAGUUACCUG
Agrilus planipennis (emerald ash borer) is the source of this 6739-nucleotide messenger RNA. RefSeq names its product kinesin-like protein KIF21A (gene Klp31E). NCBI's taxonomy places the organism in Eukaryota, Metazoa, Arthropoda, Insecta, Coleoptera, Buprestidae. Gene Ontology annotation, biological process: mitotic spindle organization; microtubule-based movement. The transcript has 9 exons. Gene Ontology annotation, molecular function: microtubule motor activity; microtubule binding; ATP binding. The record is from RefSeq and is a predicted model, not a curated record. The coding region runs from base 1354 to 4461 and encodes 1035 amino acids.